Molecule: messenger RNA, 1620 nt
Organism: Anthonomus grandis grandis
Lineage: Eukaryota; Metazoa; Arthropoda; Insecta; Coleoptera; Curculionidae
Gene: Pef
Product: peflin
Exons: 4
Coding region: 202-759 (185 amino acids)
Biological process (GO): COPII vesicle coat assembly
Molecular function (GO): calcium ion binding
Source: RefSeq, a predicted model, not a curated record
UCAAGCAGUGUUGCGCAUUGUUUGCUGCUGAUAUACUUUUAAUAUUUAAAAAUAUAUGAUAAAUAAUAUUUGUUUUAUGUUAUUGUUUUAUAAUAUUUAUUUUUGUGUUUGCUGCUUAGCAGUUCAAUCUGAAAAAGAAUCACUUAAUUGCCCAAAUAUUCUUUUUAGUGUAACUGUGUGAGUUUUCUGUUGUCUCUGAAGAUGUAUGAAAAUGCCCAAUUUAAAUAUGCCACUGAGGCACCCACAGUGAGUUCCCAAGUGGCACAGUGGUUUCAGUCAGUUGAUAGAGACAGAUCUGGAGAAAUAAGUUGGCAAGAACUUCAAUCUGCCCUAGUCAAUGCUGAGGGUCGCAACUUUAAUGAAGUUGCAUGCAGACUUAUGAUAGGUAUGUUUGAUAAAGAUAAGACAGGAACUAUUAAUGCCAAUGAGUUCCAGCAGCUAUACAACUAUAUUAAUGAGUGGCUUACUACGUUUAGGAUGUAUGAUAAAGAUCAGUCUGGAAAUAUUGAAGAAGCUGAAUUAACACAGGCAUUUCAACAAAUGGGCUACCGUUUUACCCCUGAAUUUAUGACCUUUCUCAUACAAAGAAGUGACCUAAAGGAUCAUAAGAAAAUGUCUAUAGAUCAGUUUAUAGUAACUUGUAUCCAAAUUCAGAGGUUUACAGAAGCAUUUAGAACCAAAGACACAGAACGGGCGGGAGUAAUUACCAUAGGUUUUGAAGAAUACCUUGGGAUAGCAUUAAACUGUUCAACAGUAUAGUUGUAUUAGAAUCUUUCCAUUUUCGUUAUGUAUUCUUAGAUUCUUAAUUUUAUAUAAACACUAAUUUUUUGCAAAAAGUUUCUUUCAUAAAUUUAACGUUUUCGGAUAUAAAUUAUGAUAAUAUGGAAGGUAAUUCCUUCGAUUCUUAAAAAUCUACAUACCUAUGCAACCUCCUUGUUUUUCUAACUUCUUUUUCCCACUAUAUUUUUUUAAAUAUAUAUCCCAGUCUAAAUGAUUUAAAGCUGUAGGAUACAUCCGUUUUUGGUGCAAUAGGCAAAGUAAGAAUUAGUAUUUUCCCUGAAAAAAUUGGAAAUAUUAAUCUUAAAGCCCCUCUUUGCUAAUUUGGUACUUUACCUGUACCCUUUAGCUACAAGUAAUUAAUUUCCGCACUAUGCAUAUAAAUAUAAUAUUUUUUCAAACCCACAAAGCAAGUAUAAACUCAUAAAUAUAUCUGACUUAGCUACUUGCCAUUCCUGAAGUUUUACAUGAUUAUAUGGCGUCCUUUUAGUUUUUAAAUUUGGCUGUACUAAUUAAUGCUAGUCCUCUAAAAUAUACUUUUACCUUUUGCGGCACAAUCUAUUUUUACCUUUAAGAGUAAUUAUUAACAUAAGUCAAAUUAGUAUAUUGAAUAUUUUUUAUUAACAUUUAUCUCUAGAAAGUUAAUGGCUGGAGAUCUACAGGCUUUAUAAGAAUUCCUAUAAAGUAAACCAUUGACAAGUAUUUUAUAUGUCUGUUAUAUAAAAACAGUAUUUGUUACUGCGAAAUGUGGUUAUGUAAGAACUCGUUCCACUACAAAAUUAAUCCAGCCAAUUAAAAAAGAAUUGUUGGAUAUUUAAUAAAGGAAAUGCUUUAAUCGUGUAA